This is a messenger RNA of Dendrobium catenatum, 1341 nucleotides long. Its product is annotated as homeobox-leucine zipper protein HOX11. The coding region runs from base 194 to 1195 and encodes 333 amino acids. Gene Ontology annotation, biological process: regulation of DNA-templated transcription. The transcript has 4 exons. Gene Ontology annotation, molecular function: DNA-binding transcription factor activity, RNA polymerase II-specific; sequence-specific DNA binding. Gene Ontology annotation, cellular component: nucleus. NCBI's taxonomy places the organism in Eukaryota, Viridiplantae, Streptophyta, Magnoliopsida, Asparagales, Orchidaceae. The record is from RefSeq and is a predicted model, not a curated record.
AUCGCUUUUGCUUCCCUUUUGCGGGUCACGUGUGUUUUGUCAACCUGGGUUUGUCGGUCAAACUCAUUUGCUCCUGCUGCAAUCGAUUAAUCUCUCCUUCUCUCUCUAUAAGAUCUCGGGAGGCUAUAAACGUUCUACUCUGUUUCUCUCUUCUUGUGAUUAUUGCUUUUUUGUUUUUUAUAAUCUUUCUGAGAUGGAGCUAGCGCUGAGCUUGGGAGAGCCGCCGGCGGAGAAGAUCGUCGGCGAGAGAGGAAGGCCGAGUACGAAAUUGAAGCUGGGAUUUUGCAUGGAGCUAGGAGGUGGGCGGGAGAGGAGAGGGGAAGAGGAUGAAGAAGAUAUAGGUGGAGGUAGAAACUGGGAGAUGGAGGAGAGAGGGAAGAGAAGAAGGUCUGUGGAUUCGCCGGUUCAGCUUAAUCUCCUUCCGCUUGUGCCGCUUCCUCGCCAGGAAAUGGGGUUUCCAUGGUCGACGGAGAACAGGAAUUUGGAGGCGACGACUAGGGUUUUGGAUGUGAACCAGGUGCCAUCGGCGGAAGAUGGGGCUGCUGUGUCGUCAUCACCGAACAGCACGGUUUCAUCCUUCCACGUGGAUUUCGCCGGUGGAGUUGGGAUGUCGGCGGCGGCGGCGGCGGACUUGGAGAGGACAUCGUCCAGGGCAAGCGAUGAAGAAGACAACGGCGGGUCGAGGAAGAAGCUCCGGCUGUCCAAAGAGCAGUCUGCGUUCUUGGAGGAGAGCUUCAAAGAGCACAGCACCCUCAACCCGAAACAGAAGCUUGCUCUUGCCAAGCAGCUGAAUCUCCGGCCCCGGCAGGUUGAAGUUUGGUUUCAAAACCGCCGUGCAAGGACCAAGCUUAAGCAAACAGAGGUGGACUGUGAAUACCUCAAGCGCUGCUGCGAAACGCUUAGAGAGGACAACCGUCGCCUUCAAAAAGAGCUCUCCGAGCUUCGAGCCCUCAAGACCUCACAACCCUUUUACAUGCAGCUUCCGGCCACCACUCUCUCCAUGUGUCCUUCCUGCGAGCGCGUCUCCUCCAAUUCUUCCUCCGCCGCCGCUGCCAACCAAACUUCAACCGCCGCUCCGACCGCCAGUUCAAUUCCUCCGACCGGCUCUGAUAAGCCGCCAGUCCCCUUCGUUACUUCUCUCUUCCCUAAACCCCGGUUCUACCCUUUUGCUCGCCAGCCGUCGGCGGCUUCCUGAACACUACUACGCUUGCCCAUGGCAUCGUUUGUAAAUAUUUUCUUUCCGAAGGGCUUUUAUUAUCCCCUAACCUUGGUUUCUUUCUCCCUUCUUUUUUUUUUCUUUUUUCCUAAUCAUUAUGAAGCAUGGAAAUGUCUUGGCUUUUU